GUUGACAGUUAUUUUACAAAAUUAUCACACAUACUAAGUACAAAUAUAAUAAACAAGAUCUGUGGUAAUUUAUUAAAUUAACAAUUUUACAUACACAUUUGAACUUUUAUUUUUCAGUUAUUUUUCUUGAUCAUUUAUUUGCCACAACCAAAGUUUGCCCAGCCAUCUUGUUCUAGUUGGUGUCAAGUGUCCCAAUUAAGUUCGAAAGUACAGCAUCUCAGUGUUCUCUUCGAGUCAUUUGAUGCCAGAUUAGCGAUUGAGGGAUCUCGCUAGACCUCCCUUCAACGCACCGCAAUCGCGACAAGGGGCAAGUUUGCACACAAUAUCAGUCGCCUACAUAGUGGCCUCAUUGUCCCCUGCCCUGGUGGUGCAAUGCAUUGUGGGUCUCUGGCUGACACCUAAAAAGUGGAGCAGGUGAAUGAAAAAGAGGCUCAGGUUUCUAUCGGGGGUCUCUUCCUCUCAAUCGGCGCUCCGGAACCGACUUGGACUCCGCGAUGAGGAGGGAAAGCUGCCAGGUGUACAGCAUCUUCGGCCAUGGACGCAGCUCCUCCGAGGUGCAGAAAGAAGAACGGCUUCCGAGCUUCCUGAGGAAUGAGCAAGCACAUCUUGAAUGUUCUUCCUGGUGGCGAUGGGCACUGAGGCUCCUACCUGUAUUCUCCUGUGCUGCUGCCUUCGCCAUAGGCGCACACUACUUGACAUCCCCGCCCUCUUCCAUGUUCUUCCUGGGAUGCAGCGUGGAGUUCCCAAACUUGAGCUUCUCAGAACAACUCGCCAACUACUCCUCAGAGCAGUUCCGAAUGCAAGCUCUCGCUUUAAAGCCUUAUUUCUCAGAACUCUACAAGUCUUCACCAUGGAGCUCAUACUACCUGCGCUCAGGGAUUGUUGCCUUCAGUGAAGGUACAGAAGGCCUUAACGUGUUUUAUUGGAGUCUAUUCUCCGCUCCGGACCAUGUCGCGAUGGCGAUACGACGUUCCAGCCCGGAUUGGCUGCAGCGCAGAUUUUCGGGCAACGAUAAGGUUCUGCGGGACGGCCGACGAGAGCAGCACUACUACUUGGAGCAGGAUGAUGUCACCUUACACUUAUUAGGUCUGGUUCCCGAUGACUGGGAAGAAAAAUCUGACAAGUUUAAGAAUCCAAACAGCCUACUGAGUGGGAAGUGGCAGCUGGGUUUCCAAGCCGUGUCCUUUGACCUGUAUGCCAAACACGGCAUGAACCGCAGCUUGAUUCUGUUGAGUCCCAAGAAGCCGUACUACCAGUGGCGUCUACGCGUGCCAUCAGGUCACGCCGUCCGCUUGGUGGUCCUCUCGCUCCACGGCGGUGCCGCGCCGGGAAGCUGCAGCGCUUAUAAACUGUCGGCCUAUGACUUCCUGCUACCUUUGCAGAAUAAGGUCAUCGCCAGAUUGUGCGGGCUACCUGAGCCACAGGACUCUUUGCCCGCCAUGAGGUUGACGUCUUCAGGGAACGUCAUGCUACUCACCUUCUCUAUCGGCCGGCAGAGGGAAGGAGCUGUCUUUAAAGCGUACUUUCACGCUGUCCCCAAAGCAGGUUGUGGAGGCUCACUGUCCUCAUGGAACGGCUCCAUUUCUUCACCUUACCACCCGGCCCAUUACCCUCCUAAUAUCGACUGCAGGUGGACAUUGCGAGCACCUUUACCCGGGUACUCAAUUUCGGUAACGGUGGUGACACUCGACAUUCAGCGGUCGUCAGAUGGGUGCGAGAAAGACUGGCUGGACGUCGGCGGUGUCAAAAUGUGCAACCAGGUAUCGGACGGUGGUAGAAAGCGCGUCUACUCGUCUCCGCUGUCCAUCCACUUCCAUUCGGAUGAAUCUGUGACUCACCGCGGGUUCUUUUUGCGCUACCAUGCCAUCUCGCCACUGGGCCCUUCAUGCAGACCUGGUGAGGUGUUGUGCAGCAACGGCCAGUGUAAAGCUCAGUGUGGCAUAUGCGCCGACAGCGGCGAAGACGGCGGUUGCAGAAGUAAAUGUUACCACACGUGCGGUAACAAAGCGUGUUUGCCCAAGUCUUCAAUGUGCGACGGCGUGGUGGACUGUAAAGACCGCAGCGAUGAAAUGAAUUGUACUCGAGCAUACCUCAAAGGUUGCACGGCAUCCUCAUAUAAAUGUGCUAAUGGAAAGUGUGUGAGCAAACUCAACCCUGAGUGCGAUGGAGUCAGAGACUGCCUCGACGGGUCUGAUGAGCUGCGGUGUAGUUGCGGCGUGCGUCCCCGGAGGAGGCCCAAGAUCGUGGGUGGCAUGGAAGCAUCACCUGGCUCGUGGCCGUGGCAGGUGAGCCUCCAGAUGGAACGUUACGGUCACGUGUGCGGCGCCACUCUGCUUGCCGCGCGCUGGCUUGUCUCAGCGGCCCACUGCUUCCAAGACUCGGACGCUAUUAAGUACUCUGAUCCACGUGCUUGGCGUGCCUACAUGGGGAUGCGCUCAAUGGCGGCGGGGAAGAGCGCGUCAGCCGCCGCCGCCAGACCCGUCCGACGGAUCGUCCCGCACCCGGAUUACGAUCGUCAAACGUCCGAUUACGACAUCGCACUGGUGGAGCUCGGCGCCCCCGUCUUUUUCAAUGAGUUGGUGCAACCCGCGUGCGCACCUGCGCCCUCGCACACUUUCGCCAUUGGGACAGGCUGCUUCGUCACCGGCUGGGGUGUUCUCACAGAAGACGGGGAACUGGCGUCUCGUUUACAGGAGGCUUCGGUGCGGAUUAUUAACAGGAAGACAUGCAACGAUCUCUAUGAUGACGCCGUCACUCCCAGGAUGCUUUGCGCUGGGAACCUGCAAGGCGGCGUGGAUGCAUGCCAGGGUGACUCUGGAGGUCCUCUGGUGUGUCAGGAACGCGGCCGGCGCUGGUUCUUGGCGGGCAUUGUGAGCUGGGGCGAGGGCUGCGCCAGACAAAAUCGUCCUGGUGUUUACACAAAAGUGGUCAAGUUCGCCGACUGGAUCCACCGGCAGACCCGGGGUCAGGUUUGACCUCACCAAGAACCAAGAAAGUGAUGGAAAACACACAAUAAAACAAACAAACAAAAAUCAACAAAGUGUGUGUUAUUAUUAGAUUAACUCAUAGGCUACAUCGGCGUCAAUGUGUUGUUGUUAAAUGUUGUUGUUCUUUAACUAACUACCACAGCACAUGGCCAAAAUGGAUUGGACGUCUAUCUCCAUCAAUAGUAGCCAAGUGUGGGGCAGAUAUUUGGUGCGUACGUGCAAUUCACCUCGCAGGUUAUAAACAAGUCAAUUGCGCACUUUUGUAUUUUUGCCUUGUGCAAUUAUUCACUGUUAAAUAAUACAAGUGUUAUUGAGAGCCAGUCAAAGUGAUUUAUUUCCCAGU
Corythoichthys intestinalis (scribbled pipefish) is the source of this 3330-nucleotide messenger RNA. Its product is annotated as suppressor of tumorigenicity 14 protein homolog. The record is from RefSeq and is a predicted model, not a curated record. Gene Ontology annotation, molecular function: serine-type endopeptidase activity; protein binding. The transcript has 18 exons. NCBI's taxonomy places the organism in Eukaryota, Metazoa, Chordata, Actinopteri, Syngnathiformes, Syngnathidae. The coding region runs from base 495 to 2975 and encodes 826 amino acids. Gene Ontology annotation, biological process: proteolysis.